UAUUUUUUUGAAGUGCAAAUUUGUACUAUCAUGUACAUAGGUACAUAUAGAAUUUUAAGAUCAUAAAAUUUUUAGGCAUUGUCAAGUGAAAUUUCAAUCUUGUAACGAAACCAUCAUUUGAAAAAAAACCAUUUGUAUGAUAGAACUGGUUUUAUUCCGAAGUUAUGGAUUCAAUAAACAACAAUAAUCGUUGAAUCCUCUAACGAAUUUUCGUUUUGCCAAUUCAAAUGGAAUUUAUUAACUGUGGCAAACGAAACAGAAAACGCAGACGUAAACGUCGUCUCAAUAGUAAGCAAUCCCACCAAAAAUUUGAGGUUAAAUCUGAGAAACGGCAAAAAAUAAGUAAAAACUCCAAGCAUUACAGUACUUACGCGACAAAAGAAAAAUUAAAAAACAAUACAAUGGAUGCUAAUGCUUUUUGGGAGAAUUAUAGUGCAGCCCACGAAUGGCAAAAGAGACACAACGUAACUUGGUGGAAAACACGAUGCUAUGCUUUAGAACAUGAAAAUCGUGUAUUGAAAGAAACUAUAAGAAAUUUGAUGCAAAGUUCAAACUCUAAAAGCCAUUCUGUGUUUGAAACAAACCAGCAUGAACAGUUUCAUGAAGAUAAUUUGGAUGAGGAAGAAGAAACUUGUACAGAUGAAAAUUUAGAAUUUCACGUGAAUGAAGAUAUGAUGACCUUUUUAACUCAAAGUAUUAGACAUAAGAUAGAAUUAAAAACUCAGAAAGAAAGUGAACUAUCGGAUCAAGAAUCUAAAGAUGAUGAUCAGCAAGCAGAAGAAAAUAUCUUCGAAAAAACUCGCAAGAGAAGUGAAAUAGCUAAACUAAUGUAUGGUGAAGCAAGUACAAAGAUUUUAGCUAUGGAAGCAGCUCUUCAAGCUACACUUGAUAGGCAUAUGGAAAAAUCAAAACCACAAUAUUGGCCCAAUAUACCGUUAAAACUAUAAAAA
Messenger RNA from Copidosoma floridanum, 950 nucleotides. RefSeq lists its product as uncharacterized. Lineage: Eukaryota; Metazoa; Arthropoda; Insecta; Hymenoptera; Encyrtidae. Gene Ontology annotation, biological process: spliceosomal snRNP assembly. The record is from RefSeq and is a predicted model, not a curated record. Gene Ontology annotation, cellular component: SMN complex.